GAAAAAAAAUGGCUGAGGGCACAAUCAUAUCUUUUGCCAAGAAACUAGCUGUGAUAACAGUAGAAGAGUACAACUUUUUGCAAGGGGUAGAAGGACAGGUUGUGUCUCUUCGUGAUGAACUCGAAUGGAUCAGUUCUUUUCUAAGGGAUGCUGCAGUGCAACGUAGUAAGUACGAGCGAGUGGACGUAUGGGUAAGCCAAGUCAGAGACCUUGCUUAUGAUGCUGAAGAUGUUCUUGACAUAUUCAUCCAUAAGGUAAAGCGGCUAAAGGAAAGAAGCUGGUUAAGAUUCUUAUCAAAAUGGCCUCUCAUUUUUCCUGGUCCACCUAUUACUCUUCACAAAUUGGGGAACCAGAUUAGUAAUAUCAACACAAGAAUCGAAAAGAUUUCAGCUUACAAAUCAAGGUAUGCCAUUGAUAAGUUAAAGGAUAAAGAUUCAUUGGGCAAAGAUGUGGCAUUGAAUAAGAGAAAAGCUCUGGCUUUGGAUGAAGAAAUCAUCAUUGGCUUCGAUAGUCAAUCAAAAGAAGUGGAAAAAAUAUUGACACAGCAGAGAGAUGAUUCUUCACAAUUGCAUAUUGUUUCUAUAGUUGGGAUGGCUGGUACAGGUAAAUCAACCCUUGCUUACAAGGUCUACAAAGUUGUUACAAAUCAAUUUGAUUCAUGUGCUUGGAUAAAUGUUUCCCAAGAAUUUGAACCACAACGUCUCUUGCAAAGCAUGACAGAGCAAAAUCCUGAGAAGACAAAUUUUGGGAGAUUAUUAGUGGUGUUUGAUGAUGUAUGGAGAGAAAAAGAUUGGGAUUCAAUAUACCAAGAUAUCCUUGAAAAAAUUAACAUCGACAGGAAAGAAAGCAGAGUAUUAAUUACUUCUCGCUUUGAUUAUGUAGCCAAACAUGCCAAGUCAAGAAUAAAUCAGAUAGGAAAAUUAGAUGACAAGGACUGUUUAGAGCUUCUUAAAAGGAAGGUUUUCCAUGAUGAGAAAGAUUUCCCAAAAGAACUGGAGAAAUUAGCAGAGCAAAUUGUCAAAAAGUGCAACAGUUUACCACUUGCAAUUGUUGUAUUGGGUGGUCUCUUAUCAACAAAACAGCGAACAAUUGAUGUGUGGACCAAAGUAGUUAGAAGUGCAAGAUGGCAACUACUACAAGGCUCUACAGAAUGCUUUGAGGUAUUAGAUUUGAGUUAUGAUAAUCUACCCAAUCAGUUAAAGCCUUGUUUUCUCUACUUCGGCCUUUUUCCAGAAGAUUGUCCAAUCAAUUGUGAAACCAUAAUUCAAUUAUGGAUUGCUGAGGGUUUCAUCCAAGAGAGAGGAGAAGAAUCAAUGGAAGAUGUUGCAGAGGAUUGCCUCGAAGAUUUAAUUCAAAGGAACAUGAUUCAAGUAGAUUGCAGAAGAUCAAAUGGAACUCUUGAAACAUGUCGAAUCCAUGAUCUGUUAAGAGAAUUUGCAAUCUCAAAAGGACGACAUGACAAAUUUCUUGACAUUUUGGGGGAUAAACGUUUGGCAAAUCGUUGUAUCAUGUCACGUCGACUUGCCAUUUAUUCAAACAAUGAAGAAGCUGAAGGGACUGAAAUUCCAGAUAGCACAUCCUUAAAUAAUCCUCGUUCGAUUUUGUGCUUCACUAAUUUGAGCAAAAAAAAAUUGGAGAACACUUCUUUCUACAAAAACUUCACUCUUCUCAGAGUUUUGGAUCUACAAGGGGCAACAGAACUACAGAGCUUACCUGAUGCAAUAGGGAAACUUGUUCUCCUUAAGUACUUGAAUCUUCGAGGAGCUCGGGUGAAAAGGCUUCCAUCUUCAAUUCGCAAACUCCAAAAUCUUCAAACUCUUGAUAUAUCUGAAACUCAAAUCUUUGGCAUACCUUGUUCAGUAUGGAAAUUGGAAGAACUGAGACAUUUUUAUGCUAAUCUUGAACUUAUUUCUACUAAAGCAGGAUCUUGUUGUGAUCUUCAUUGUGGUGGUUCUCCCCAAAUUGGGCGAUUAAGGAAUCUUCUGACACUAUCUACAAGAGAAUACAAUUGGAUAUCCAAAGACUUCAAUGGAUUGAUCGAUCUCAGAAAGCUAAAGAUCACUGGAGUGGACAUGGACCGUUAUGGAGAAAUAUUAUCUAAAUCUAUUCUGAAAUUUGUUUACCUGAGGGAGUUGGAGAUUGAAUGGGCCAGAGGAAAGCUGCAAUUUCAAGAUUCACUUUCACAACAUGUUCAUCUCUACAAAAUGAGAUUAUCAGGAGCUAUGGAAAAAUUACCAGAUGAUUGUAAUGUUUUUCCACCAAAUCUUAUUGAAUUAGAGUUAUCCAACACGAAAUUAGAGCAGAAUGGUGACUCAAUGAAAACCCUAGCAAAAUUAGAGAACUUACAGUUCCUGCAACUCCGAAAGAGUUCUUUCCUGGGAAACCAUAUGGUUUUUCCUAAAGAUGGGUUUCCUAAGCUUUUAAGCCUGGAUAUUGGAUUGUUAUCUGAUUUAGAAGAAUGGACGGUGGAGAAUGGAUCAUUGGCCAAUCUCAAGGUUCUAAAUCUUAAAAGUUUAGACAACCUAAAGAAGUUGCCGGAUGGAUUUGACAUCGCCAAACUCCAGAAGCUCAAAUUACUCUUGAUGCCACAACAACUCUCAGAAAGUGUUGGAAGAGAUAAGAAGGUAGACAAUUUGGAGAGGCCUCAAGCAUCUACUGAGGAGCCCGAGGGAGGAAAGUGCAAGAACAACUUAUUAAUGGAUCUCCUCAUUAAUGUCCCUCAUUUAUGCAAUUCUGCAUAUAAGCAUGGGGUUCAACAUUUGAUCCUGCCUGGUGUUACUUUCAAUUUUGAAGCUGAGUUUCGUACACAACUAUUGGGGUUGGAUCAGGCUAGAGAGCUUUGA
Molecule: messenger RNA, 2843 nt
Organism: Telopea speciosissima
Lineage: Eukaryota; Viridiplantae; Streptophyta; Magnoliopsida; Proteales; Proteaceae
Product: disease resistance protein PIK6-NP-like
Exons: 4
Coding region: 9-2843 (944 amino acids)
Biological process (GO): defense response to other organism
Molecular function (GO): ADP binding
Source: RefSeq, a predicted model, not a curated record